AUGGAGGACAAAGUAAAGCCGUAUGCGGUAGAAGAGGGACCGGUGACAAGCGAUGGACAGGCCGAUAUCCUGGAAGGGCUCCUCCCCGACUAUGAUGAGGAUCUCAUCAAUCUUAAUGCAGAACUAUACGAAUAUGAAGACUGUCCUUGUGACCAAUCUGAGUCACCAAGUCCAGCGUCAACAUGGGCUUACACCACCAGUGAUACAGGUAGCGGAAUAUGCAAUAUGCCAUCAAAUGCAGACAGUGUUAUCCAAAGAGAAGAACAACCAGCUGCAAGACCAGUAGCAACUCCAGAGCCACCCAUUGGGUUACUGCAUCCACCAUCACGGGAACUGGAAGAGGAUCAUUCCAUUCCAUCAAAUGCAGACAGUGUUAUCCAAAGAGAAGAACAACCAGCUGCAAGACCAGUAGCAACUCCAGAGCCACCCAUUGGGUUACUGCAUCCACCAUCACGGGAACUGGAAGAGGAUCAUUCCAUUCCUCCUGACACAACUGCCACCACAACACCUGUCACUGCUCCCCUACCAGUCAUCAGAAGAAGAAGACUGAGACUGCAUCGAAGACGUGAACCAACUGACACAUCAUAUACAGACAUUGAUACUCCUGGUGAGGUAUCAAUCAGGCGCUCUUCAGCUAUCAGGGCAAGGGAAACUAUACGACAAAAUGCCAGAGUAAUAAUGUCAGGAGAAGAGACACCUUCAACUGAAGGUAACCAAACCCCGGAGAUGAGUCCUCUUUUAUUGGACAUCACUGAUAGCCCUACAAGAUGUUCAACCAGUGCACAAGGCUCCCUCUCACGUGUGUCUCCCUUACAAGCAGCACUUGACAGACUAGAUGCUGUCUUUUCGGACACACAGCAGGUCACCGUGAGAAGAGACCACGUGUUUGAAGAUCUUAUGGACCUGUACAAGGAUCCUGGGGUGUUACAGCACAGACUCGGGGUCACCUUUGCUGGGGAGUCUGGAGAAGAUGCAGGUGGCCUUACAAAGGACCUGUUUUCUACAUUCUGGGAGCAAGCCUGUUCUAGAUUGUUCACAGGUGAGGAUGUGUUGGUUCCACACCUCCCUCCACACAGGUUUUCUCAGGCCAGUACCAUUUAUCCAGUCUUGGGGAGAAUUCUUUGUCAUGGUCUUGCCUUGACAAAAGGUUUCCCCUUGCAGAUAUGUCGAACUGUCCUGAUAAGCACUGCUCUGGGUCAGAUUGCGGAGGAUAAGAAAAUUAUUUUAGAGGAUUUCUUAUUGUUUGUGUCUGAGCACGAGCGCGCUUUGACCUGGAAAGGGCUAGACUCUUUCACGUCAUUGACUUCUGAUGAGCUUUCUCAGUUGACAAACAUGUUUGCCAGGUUCUCUAUGUCGGUCAUGCCUACACAGGACAAUUUCAGACGGCACAUAGAGAAUUUGGCUGCAUGUGAGCUGACUGGGAAGCCUUUGUUCCUGUGUCAGCUGAUGGGCUUAGGCAUCCCUGAAAUCUACAAGGAUGUCUUUUUCCAUCAGGUGACACAAGGUGACCUGUUGUCUUUGUGUGAAAGACUGACGCCUACCCCUUCUCGUGUCAUUGGCCUGUUGAAGACAGAGAAUGACCUAUUGCGACCUGAGGAAGAGCGG
Mizuhopecten yessoensis (Yesso scallop) is the source of this 1605-nucleotide messenger RNA. RefSeq lists its product as uncharacterized. The annotation marks the transcript as partial. Gene Ontology annotation, molecular function: ubiquitin-protein transferase activity. The record is from RefSeq and is a predicted model, not a curated record. The transcript has 11 exons. NCBI's taxonomy places the organism in Eukaryota, Metazoa, Mollusca, Bivalvia, Pectinida, Pectinidae.